AUGGUGGAGGUGGAAAAGCUGAAAAUAAGUCCAUAUUUGUGCGUUUCGGAUAGUAGUUUGAAAGAGAUUACGAUGGAGACCGAUGGUGUCAUUUUCCGCGGUGAUCGUAUUUUAGUUCCGCACGUUCUGCGGCGGAAGCUGAUAGACAAAUGUCAUGUCAGCCAUAAUGGAUUGGAAGCCACUCUAAAACUCGCCAGGGCCAAUUUGUUCUGGCCAGGAAUGUCUUCGCAGAUUAAAGAUGUCCUUAAACAAUGUGCCACUUGCUCUAAGUUCGCCCCGUCGCAGCCGAAUCCUCCACUAAUGAGCCAUUCCAUUCCAGUAUAUCCAUUUCAGCUGGUUUCUAUGGAUGUGUUUUUCGCCGAGAACCAAGGUGCUAAACUUAAACUUCUAGUCACUGUUGACCAUUAUUCGGAUUUUUUUGAAGUGGAUGAGUUACAAGACCUGACACCGGACUCCGUCAUCAAAGCGUGCAAACGAAAUUUUGCACGUCAUGGACUACCUCAGCGGGUGAUUUUUGAUAACGGUACGAACUUUGUCAACGCGAAAAUGUUGACCUUCGCUCGCGAAUGGGAUUUUGAGGUGGUAACUUCAGCUCCCCAUCAUCAACAAGCCAACGGUGGAUCGGAGGCUGCCGUGAAAAUUGCCAAACGGUUGCUUAAAAAAGCAAACGAAUCAGGAGUUGAAUUUUGUUACGCACUCCUGCAUUGGAGGAAUAUUCCAAAUAAGAUUGGAUCAAGUCCAGCAGCUCGUUUAUUUUCUACGCGUUGUGGAGUACCGUCGUCGGCAAUGCGCCUAUUUCCAAACGUUAUCAGAGAUGUUCCUGCGGCAAUAGAACUGAACCGAAAGUCCUACAAAUAUCACUAUGAUAAAAGGACUCGUGUAUUACCAGAUUUGCAGAUCGGCUCACCUGUGUAUGUCCAAUUACAUCCGGAAAAAUCCAAACAGUGGACUCCUGGAAAAGUUUCAAACCACUUUAACGACCGAUCCUAUCAAGUUGUCAACUCUAAUGCGAAUCAGCGUAUUGAGCUCAGUGACGUGGUUUUUGGCCAGAUCUCCAGUUCUUUGAAACUGGCGACGGAAUAUGUUGCUAAAGCGGAUUUGCCACUAUUGGAGAUUGCCACACAUUUCGGUGAAGAUUUCCAUUAG
This is a messenger RNA of Wyeomyia smithii (pitcher-plant mosquito), 1146 nucleotides long. RefSeq lists its product as uncharacterized. Gene Ontology annotation, molecular function: nucleic acid binding. The record is from RefSeq and is a predicted model, not a curated record. Lineage: Eukaryota; Metazoa; Arthropoda; Insecta; Diptera; Culicidae. Bases 1 to 1146 code for a protein of 381 amino acids. Gene Ontology annotation, biological process: DNA integration. The transcript has 3 exons.